Molecule: messenger RNA, 4041 nt
Organism: Dreissena polymorpha
Lineage: Eukaryota; Metazoa; Mollusca; Bivalvia; Myida; Dreissenidae
Product: long-chain fatty acid transport protein 4-like
Exons: 8
Coding region: 1-1389 (462 amino acids)
Biological process (GO): positive regulation of protein serine/threonine kinase activity; response to cold; phosphatidylinositol biosynthetic process
Cellular component (GO): plasma membrane; mitochondrial inner membrane
Molecular function (GO): fatty acid transmembrane transporter activity; long-chain fatty acid transmembrane transporter activity; long-chain fatty acid-CoA ligase activity
Source: RefSeq, a predicted model, not a curated record
AUGCCACCAAAGUCAGUCAUCAAAUUAGAUAAAAAACAACAGACGCUUAGUCAGCUUUUGCGGAGCGAUUCCGGUGAACACGAGGUCUCGGAAACAAACACGGACAAGGAAUUCUCGAAUGAUAAUAGCCCUAAACCAAGCGGGAUUCAAAAAGUCCAUCUUACCCAUGACAUCGCCAACUUCUUCAACGAGUCAGGCAUAAGUCAAGGUCAUGUGGUUGCCCUGGUGAUGGAGAACUGCCCUGACAUGGUAUUCUACUGGAUGGGGCUGGCAAAGAUAGGGGCUAUAGGGACCCUGAUCAACUUCAACCUGAACUUCAACCUGAGGGAGGAAUCCCUGCUGUACUGUGUACAUGCCGCCCAGGCGCAGAGUGUGGUCUUCUCAGAGGAGAUGGCGCCAGGUAAUGAGCAUUUAGUUUUGACUUAUUUAUUAGAGCUGAAUUGCAUUGAAUGCUUAAGGCUUAUUGAAAUGCUAUUGAGUCUGUUUCUUGGAUUUCAGAUAUUGUUUGAUCAUAAUGAUAUGAUCAUGGACAUUGUCGCCAGAUGGCAAGGAAGUACCCAUGAUAGUAGAAUCCUUCGAGGAAGUGGGCUGUGGCAAGUGUUUGAGAGAAACCUGCUUCCACAGAAUUACCACUUUCUUCUGGGUGAUGCCGUUGCUGACAUAUCCAGGGAUCUUCCAAAGUCAUGCAGCCUGUAUUACAUUGGCAGUGGACAGUGCCCAGUGGUGAGUGCAGUCAGUCUGGAUCCGUUGUUCAUUUACAUGGCCAGUGCUGUGAACAUGAUGCUGGGACUAACUGAUCAAGACAUUCUAUACGACCCUCUACCCCUGUAUCACACAGCAGGGGGCAUUAUUGGUAUGGGACAGGCAUUUCUAUGGGGGACCACUGUGGUCAUCAAGAAGAAAUUCUCAGCCAGUGGAUUCUGGGAUGACUGUUUGAAAUAUAACUGUACAUGUCCAGUCAAUACUGACAACACCAUUGGGGCCUGUGGUUUCACGUCCAUGAUUGCUCCGUUCAUGUACCCAGUGACCUUGAUAAAGGUCGACGAGGACAAUAACAUCAUGCGGGACAGAAAUGGAGUCUGUGUUCGGACAAAACCAGGUGAACUCGGAGAGUUGGUGGGAAAAAUAGUGGCAGGUGAACCCCUGAGAAAGUUUGAUGGCUAUGCGAGCAAGGAAGCCACUGAUAAGAAGGUGGCCAUGAACGUGUUCAAGAAGGGAGAUAUGGCCUUCCUUACUGUUACACACAAGCUGAAGAAAACUACCCUUCAAGCAGAAGGCUCUAAUCCACACAAAACUGAAGAUCGACUGUUUUACAUGAAUAACAAAAUAGGCCAAUAUAAGCCUUUAACUCUAGAUUCUGUUUUUUUAUAUUUUAAGCCUAACUUCUAAGCAUACAUUUCAAAGCUGAUUGUAUUUCUUACAGACAUAUAUUGUUAACACUACGGUUUGUAGUUUUUAAUUGGAUGCACUCAGUUAUAUAUUUCCUGCUCAAACAUCUUGCGAUGUCUUUAUCGCCGAAGGAACACAUGGACAAUCUGCAAAAUCCUAAAGUUUUAAACCUUAAUGAGCUAACACAUAUGGUUCUACAUUUAGUAUCCUAAGUAAUAUUUAUGCCCCCCUUCGAAGAAGAGGGGGUAUAUUGCUUUGCUCAUGUCGGUAGGUCGGUCGGUACAUCCGUCCACCAGAUGGUUGUCAGACGAUAACUCAAGAACGCUUGGGCCUAGGAUCAUGAAACUUCAUAGGUACAUUGAUCAUGACUCGCAGAUGACCCUUAUUGAUUUUGAGGUCACUUUAUGCCCCCCUUCGAAGAAGAGGGGGUAUAUUGCUUUGCUCAUGUCGGUAGGUCGGUCGGUACGUCCGUCCACCAGAUGGUUGUCAGACGAUAACUCAAGAACGCUUGGGCCUAGGAUCAUGAAACUUCAUAGGUACAUUGAUCAUGACUCCCAGAUGACCCCUAUUGAUUUUGAGGUCACUAAGUCAAAGGUCAAGGUCACGGUGACCUGAAAUAGUAAAAUGGUUUCCGGAUGAUAACUCAAGAACGCAUACGCCUAGGAUCAUGAAACUUCAUGGGUAGAUUGAUCAUGACUUGCAGAUGACCCCUAUUGAAUUUGAGGUCACUAGGUCAAAGGUCACGGUGAUUCGAAAUAGUAAAAUGGUUUCCGGAUGAUAACUCAAGAACGCAUACGCCUAGGAUCAUGAAACUUCAUGUGUAGAUUGAUCAUGACUCGCAGAUGAUCCCUAUUGAUUUUCAGGUCACUAGGUCAAAGGUCAAGGUCACGGUGACCCGAAAUAGUAAAAUGGUUUCCGGAUGAUAACUCAAGAACGCAUACGCCUAGGAUCAUGAAACUUUAUGGGUAGAUUGAUCAUGACUCGCAGAUGACCCCUAUUGAUUUUCAGGUCACUAGGUCAAAGGUCAAGGUCACGGUGACCCAAAUAUUGUAAAAUGGUUUCCGGAUUAUAACUCAAGAACGCAUACGCCUAGGAUCAUGAAACUUCAUGGGUAGAUUCAUCAUGACUCGCAGAUGACCCCUAUUGAUUUUCAGGUCACUAGGUUAAAGGUCAAGGUCACGGUGACCUGAAAUAGUAAAAUGGUUUCCGGAUGAUAACUCAAGAACGCAAACGCCUAGGAUCAUAAAACUUCAUGGGUAGAUUGAUCAUGACUGGCAGAUGACCCCUCCCAAUUUAUUAUGCCCCCCUUCGAAGAAGAGGGGGUAUAUUGUUUUGCUCAUGUCGGUCUGUCGGUCGGUCUGUCGGUCCAUCCACCAGGUGGUUGUCAGACGAUAACUCAAGAACGCUUGGGCCUAGGAUCAUGAAACUUCAUAGGUACAUUGAUCAUGACUCUCAGAUGACCCCUAUUGAUUUUGAGGUCACUAGGUCAAAGGUUAAGGUCACGGUGACCAGAAAUAGUAAAAUGGUUUUUGCAUGAUAACUCAAGAACGCAUACGCCUAGGAUCACGAAACUUCAUGGGUAGAUUGAUCAUGACUUGCAGAUGACCCCUAUUGAUUUUGAGGUCACUAGGUCAAAGGACAAGGUCCCGUUGACCCGAAAUAGUAAAAUGGUUUCCGGAUGAUAACUCAAGAACGCUUGGGCCUAGGAUCAUGAAACUUCAUGGGUAGAUUGAUCAUGACUUCCAGAUGACCCCUAUUGAUUUUGAGGUCACUAGGUCAAAGGUCAAGGUCUAGGUGACCCGAAAUAGUUAAAUGGUUUUCGGAUGAUAACUCAAGAACGCAUAUGCCUAGGAUCAUGAAACUUCAUAGGUAGAUUGAUCAUGACUUGCAGAUGACCCCUAUUGAUUUUGAGGUCACAAGGUCAAAGGUCACGGUGACCCGAAAUAGUAAAAUGAUUUUCGGAUGAUAACUCAAGAACGCUUUUGCCUAGGAUCAUGACACUUCAUAGGUACAUUGAUUGUGACUCGCAGAUGACCCCUAUUGAUUUUCAGGUCACUAGAUCAAAGGUCAAGGUCACAGUGACAAAAUCGUAUUCACACAAUGGCUGCCACUACAACGGACAGCCCAUAUGGGGGCAUGCAUGUUUUACAAACAGCCCUUGUUUUUAACGAAACAAUCCUUCAAAAAAAUGUUUAUAUAAUAAGUGUUCAAUCGCUGUCUCUUCUGUGUCAAUACGUAAUGUUCCCAAGAAGCGGUGUCAUAAAAAGUAUUUAUAUAAGUAGUUUGAUUUACUGUAUACUAGUUAGUGUUUGUCUAAUUACGUUACUUAUAGAUAAAACUGUCCAAACAGACACCAUCGUUUAUCGAACGACUAUUUUAGAAAUCAAAUAUAAUUGUAUGCUCAUUCUACAACCAAAUCGAUCGUAUAACAGCCAAAUUUGCGAACGUUACCUUUGUAUCGUUAGUUAGAGUCUCAUUUGAGAUCAGGUAAGCGACCGCCUUUUCUAGAUCGCAACUUUCUUUAUUGACCGUCAAUUGUUCUUCUUGUUUAAUAAUUAUUUUGAACAAUUUAUUAGGCUAAAAUAAUUGAAAAUAAAGUGUGUGUCUAAAACAUGUCUAAAUAUUUUUCAAUAAAUAGUUUUAAAUGUUAAA